AUGGAUGCAAUUCUGGACACUUCAAUUUUUUUGGGAAAAUUUCUAUAUUUCUUUUUAGAAUCUUUAGUUUACAAGAUAAUUCCCAAGAGAAAAAAGACUGUUGCUGGAGAAAUUGUACUUAUAACUGGAGCUGGAAGCGGACUUGGGCGACAAUUAGCCAUACAAUUUGCUGGUCUUGGAGCCAUUUUAGUUCUAUGGGACAUUAAUGAAGAAGGCAAUAGGGAAACGAGCAGACUAGUGAAGGAAAAUGGUGGUGUAAAAGUAUUUGCCUACGUGUGUGACUGUAGCGACCGGCAAGAGGUCUACAGUGUUGCUAAGCAGGUUAAAAAAGAAGUUGGUGAUGUGACCAUCCUCAUUAACAAUGCUGGAAUCGUGACAGGAAAACAAUUCCUUGAUAUUCCAGAUAAUAUGGUAGAAAAGUCAUUUCUUGUAAAUGCCUUGUCUCAUUUCUGGACUUAUAAGGCCUUCCUUCCUGCCAUGAUUACAGCUAACCAUGGUCACUUGGUAUGUAUUUCAAGUGCAGCAGGACUAUGUGGCAUUAAUAGACUGUCAGAUUAUUCUGCAACUAAGUUCGCAGCCUGUGGUACUGCAGAAUCUCUCUUCUUUGAACUAAGUUUGCAAAGGAAAAGUGAAGUUAAAACUACCAUCAUUUGCCCAUAUCUCAUAAAAACGACAAUGUUUGAAGGUUGUGAAACCAAGUACCCAUUUCUAUUACCUAUAUUGGAUGUGAAAUUUGUGGCCCAAAAGAUCGUAAAUGCUAUUUUAGAGGAAGAACUUUACGUAACAUUUCCCAAAUAUUUAUAUGUUCUACAGAGCAUGAAACUAUUGCUAUCUACAAAAAUGUUUCUUGCCCUUGCACUGUACCUUGGAGUAGACACAUGCACUGCUGCAUUAGAAGAGAGAAAGACAGCAGAGGAAAUUCAUACUGAAACAGAGGAAAUACCAAAAGCUCAAUCCUCAAGUGUGGUGAUGCAAUAA
Messenger RNA from Orycteropus afer afer, 978 nucleotides. It is a transcript of the gene SDR16C5, whose product is annotated as short chain dehydrogenase/reductase family 16C member 5. The record is from RefSeq and is a predicted model, not a curated record. Gene Ontology annotation, cellular component: lipid droplet. NCBI's taxonomy places the organism in Eukaryota, Metazoa, Chordata, Mammalia, Tubulidentata, Orycteropodidae. Gene Ontology annotation, molecular function: oxidoreductase activity, acting on the CH-OH group of donors, NAD or NADP as acceptor. The transcript is spliced from 6 exons. The coding region runs from base 1 to 978 and encodes 325 amino acids.